AUGGCCAGAUCGACGGUGCCGGUCCGAUCUGUAGCCCAGGCCCUUUCAAAUCUGCAGAUAUGCGACGAGGACCUGAUGCAGGCAUCACUGCACUGCUUUCAGAAGUGUCCUGAACUGCUUUUGGUCACUCUCCUCCGUCGCUGCGUGCAGCUCUGUGCAGGCCUUGACUGCUGCACAGAGGCCGUCGCCAUUCCACCGUCGUUGUCGAUGGAUGCCUUCCACGCCUUCCAAGUACCGGCGUGGUACGGAGGUGCCAGUGGUGCUGGCGGCUAUGAUUCCACAUCUUCACGCCCCGCGGUCAAGCGGGAGGACGGCUUUCUGCACAAGGGCAGAGAGACGCCGGCGGAUGCCAGCGCUGCCAGUGCGUGGUCUACCCGCGCAGCAGGAGCCUGUGCUGCUGUUGAGGCCAAGCAUGCGGGAGUCGUGCAGCUACUCGCUUCCCGGCUUCGCUCAAUGCAGGCACAACUGAAACAGCCGGGACAUGCCAAAUGGCGGUCAUUCUACGCAUUCAUUGUGCAGACUUUACAGGGCGUCCAUUGGCUUGUCUACCACCACGACGACGACAACGACGACGAGAACGACGACGGCUGGAUGCGGGUUCUGGCGGCCCUGGUCCUCUCCUUCGGCACGGCAGAUGACUGGCCAACCUGCGACAAUCGGGCGUUCCGCGACGAUGAGAUUGAGCCGGGUGGCUUGAAAUUGCUGGGAGUCAAAGAAAGCCCACUAGGCUACUACCCCCAAGCAAAGGCCGCGGUGACCCAUGAGCACUUCUUUCAACAGUUGCGAGCGGUCUUGAGCGAUGACUGCCCGCGCGUCCUGGUGGAAGUCGGCCUGCAGCCAGCAGCUGGAGCUCUGCAGAAUUGGUCCACUGCAUCCCUGUGGCUUCGUUACUUCAACCACUCUGGCAUAAUUCUUGCGGUGGAUCCCGUGGAGACCUACUUGCAGCACUGGACAGAAGGUCUGAAGGAGCCCUGGUCCUCGAGAGGAUCAUUGCAGGUGCGGGCCCUGCAGGCCGCCCUUGGUGCGCGUAGCGGCGCCGAAGCCCAGGUGUUCUUUGACACGAAAGACGGCAAAGUCGCUGCAGCGGAGCAGGUACAAGAAAGAUGCUUGGCGGCUGGGCCGGCCAUGGACGAUCCUGUGCAUCCAUGCUUCCUGGUCCGAAGGCAGAGAGACUUGGCCGUUGCGGCCCCAACUAGGACUUUGGACGACGUGUGGAAGGAGAACUUGAGCAGGAGGCAUAUCGACUUCCUGCAGGUGAACGCAGGAAUGGCCGGCAUGGCCAGCGUGCUGGAGCGAGGAUUUGCAAAGGUCCUUUCCUCGCGAUCAGUGACGAUAUUCGCAUUCCGCAUCGAUGACAUGUGGACAAAGAGCGAGCUUCAGAAAGUCGUCAAGAUCUUGGAUGCUCACCAGUACUUCUCCAUGCUCGGACUCGUUUGUGAAAACAGCACACAAGUCGGAAGCUUCGGGUACCAUGGUCCAGACAGCCAUGUAGGACCCACCACAUACCUGCCCCUGACUUCCAUGGACAUCGAUCUGAUACUGGAUUGGGACAGAAUGCCGCUGCCGCAAAACUUGCUGGCUUUUGACCUGCAGCAGCCUGACGUCUUCAAGACUGUUCAGCUGGGCGAUGUGCAGUGCGACGCCGAGCAGGACGCAGAGGGUACGUGCCGCGAGGACGAUGCGCAAUGCCAGCGGGAUGCGCUGACGGGCCCUCCUGAGCGUCCCCAGCUUGUGCACGUGACAAAGUCCGGGUCCAGGUCUAUCACUUUCGAGUGGCGGCCACACCCUGAAGGUCCAACGCCAGACAGCUACUUGCUGAGGAUAGACCCGGGUGCCUUUGAAGAAGUUGUGGACCACGACACCUUCGAUGCCCUCACGAAUGUCCAGACAUACACGAUGAAUGGGCUUCGCCCGAAUGUAGAGUACACAAUCGCUUUGAGAGCGAUGGGUUUUGGUGGCGAAAGUGGCAAAGUGACGCUUACGCACCGGACAGAGACAGAGGAUACAGCGGUAGCAGAUUCGCAGUAUGAGAUACUGGAAUCAACGCACUGUGGCAUGGGGGCUGCCGAAGAGGUGCAGCCGGCCGGCCCAGCACCUGAAGGCGCUUCGUACUUUCCAGGUGUUUCGGACGUCGAUGGCUGUAGAGCCCGGUGUGAGCGCAACAGGAGUUGUGUAGCUUUCCAGGUGAAUUCGGGCAAUGCCUGUUGGCUGUAUCGUCGGAAGCCCUCCAACCAGCGCCUUGCCGGUCGCCAAUCUGAUGUUGGCUGGUGGUGUGCUGUCCGGAGAGAUUGA
Symbiodinium natans is the source of this 2292-nucleotide messenger RNA. NCBI's taxonomy places the organism in Eukaryota, Dinophyceae, Suessiales, Symbiodiniaceae. The record is from the annotation of a GenBank genome assembly.